AUGGAGUGGCCAGUCAGAGCGCCUUAUUCGCGAACUUUUCGACCAUGCCGUUGCCCUCAAGAAAAUGUGUGCCACCAAUUGCCCGUGGGAUCUCGAUCCCGCAUUCAUGAGAAGAUUCGAAAAGAAGAUUUAUGUCGGUCUCCCUGA
Molecule: messenger RNA, 147 nt
Organism: Cooperia oncophora
Lineage: Eukaryota; Metazoa; Nematoda; Chromadorea; Rhabditida; Trichostrongylidae
Source: the annotation of a GenBank genome assembly